AUGGCAUCUCUUCAGGCAUCGAAGCUAAUUUCAGUCAAGGACCGGGUGGUCGUGAUCACCGGAGGCGGAAGCCUCGGACGCAUAUUGACCAAAGCCCUAGAUGCCAAUAAAGUCUCCAAGAUCUUCAUCCUAGGCCGACGCGAGAGUGCGCUUGAAGAAACCGCCUCGCAAACCAUAAGUUGCACGAUAAUCCCGAUCCUAUGCGACAUCACCUCGAAGGAAUCACUAGAAACAGCCUACGAAGCCGUUGCAGCCCAAACAACCAGCGGCACUAUGGGUUUGCCCAUGAAGCCUCCGCAACCCGCAGAUGACGGGUCCCCUCUUUGGAUCGGCCGCGCUUCCGAGGAUUAA
Molecule: messenger RNA, 351 nt
Organism: Penicillium digitatum Pd1
Lineage: Eukaryota; Fungi; Ascomycota; Eurotiomycetes; Eurotiales; Aspergillaceae
Source: RefSeq, a predicted model, not a curated record